UUAGACAUACCUUGCAUUGCAAAUUGCAAAAGCAUUACUUCAUAAUAGUAACAGGUGGCUAAGAAUGAAUUCCAAGGGUAAGGUCGAAAAAUCUACACGAAACGCUCGGGGGAAUGCACCAAAACCGUAUAUGUUAGUCGUCUGUUAUACAAACCACGCGUUGGAUCAAUUUGUUGAGGGGAUUAUUGAUUUUAUGCCGGAAACCGUAUUUGGUAGUCGAUACCCCGAAAUAGUUAGAUUUGGAAGUCGAUGUAAAAAUCCUAAAUUUGAAGAACUUUCGAUAAAAAACCUACGGAGAAAAGCUCUAUCGAAAUUUAAUAAUCCUCGAGAUGGAAUACUUGAAAAAGCAUCAAAAACUAAAAGAAAAAUCAAGGAGAUUCGAGAAACAAUCGAGACAUUAAAGAGCAGAAAUAUUGUAUUGUGGUUCGAUGUAAUGAAAUGUGUUCUUUCAGAAAAUAUUGCAAGUCAAUUUGGAGAAAAGUUUGUUUGGUUGCAGUGGCUACAUGUGUUAGAGCAAUCAUGGUAUAAAGAAGUAAACAAGCAAUAUCAAAACCAACAAAAUGACGAAGCAAUUAAAAAUCAACUCGGUGGUUUUGCAACUGAGCUUGAAGAAGUCGAAUUUGUUUCAUUGAUUUCUGAGAAAGAAUUUGCACACAACGUGCGGUAUUUGGAGGUUAAUGAUGUCAAUUUUUUGCUCAAUACUGAUAUUAUCGGUCUCGAUCUGGACAAGCAAUACGAAAAUGAGCUGCAGAAAACAAAUAAACUUGAAGAAAAGUGUAGAAUAAUUUUGCUUUUGGAAAAAGAGAAAGCAGCAAAGGAACUGCAUUAUGGUAAAGCCAUGUCAGAAGGCCAAGUAAAAAAAAUAAAAAGUAUCUGGACACUUUCCAUAAAAGAUCGUUGGAAAAUGUAUAGGUAUUGGUUGAUGCAGUACAUUAAGAAACUUCACGAACAACUGCGCAAAAGUGAAAAGAAAUUCCAUGAUAUAUUUGAUGACUACAAGCAAAUCAGUAUAGAAAAAGACGAAUUUGUCAUGCAACAAGCAACAGUUUUAGCUAUGACUACAACAACUGCAGCACGAUAUAGAGAAUCUUUAAGCAAAGUUGGUCCUCUAAUCACAAUAAUUGAAGAAGCAGCAGAAGUACCAGAGGCUCACAUAGUAACUGCGAUCAGCCCAAGAUGUAAACAUUUAAUUUUGAUCGGGGACCAUAAGCAAUUGCAACCAAAACCUGCCGUGCAUGAACUUGCAAUUAAAUUUAAUUUGUCUGUUUCCCUGUUUGAACGAAUGGUUAAGAACAACUUGAGCUACUAUUGCCUUCAACGACAACAUCGAAUGAGACCAGAAAUUUCUGAAUUGGUACGCCACAUAUAUCACACUCUUUAUGACAACGAAAAUGUCUAUGAAUAUCCAUCGGUAAAAGGGAUACGAAAGAGUGUGUUCUUUAUCACACAUAACAAAAUUGAAGUUUUCAAAGAUGAGGGGAGAAGUUUUUCAAACGAAUACGAAGCUGAAUAUCUCAAAGAGCUUUAUCUUUAUCUGCUAAAGCAAAGAUAUAAACCAUCUGAUAUAACAAUAAUUACGGCUUACGCUGGUCAGAUGUCUUGCUUAGAAGAAAAAUUGCCAAGCUCAAAGUUCAAAGGAGUUAAAAUUUGCGUGCUUGACAAUUACCAAGGCGAAGAAAAUGAAAUCAUUCUUUUAUCAUUAGUGCGUAGCAAUACGACAGGCGAUAUCGGAUUCCUAAAUCGGGAAAACAGAAUUUGCGUGGCUUUGUCUAGAGCAAGGCAAGGACUUUUCAUAAUAGGUAACAGCGAUACAUUAACAAAGAAGUCUCAGCACUGGCAGACUGUAAUUGGAAAACUACAAAUUCAAGAGAAGGUCAACGAUAUAGACGAAACAUCCCCUAGAUACCCAUCGCUUGGAAAGGCGUUGCCAUUGUACUGUCAAAAUCAUCCAAAAAAAGAAGGCAUUCUCGCCGAGUCACCAAGUGACUUCAAAAAAGUAAAAGAUGGAGGCUGUGAUCUACCAUGUGAAUUUGAGUUAUCAUGUGGACAUGCGUGUCGAUACGAUUGUCAUCCAUUUGACAGGGAACAUAAAUCAUAUAAAUGCAAAAAACAAUGUUCAGAGACAUGUGCAGAAGGACAUAAAUGUUUUAAGAGAUGUCAUUAUGAUGACGACUGUCGUUGCAGUGUAGAAAUGGCACGCGAACUAAAAUGUCAACACAUAAUUGUUCUUCAAUGCCAUGUUCAUUACUCUAAAUACCCAUGCCCAAUUAAAGUAAUCAGAACAUUAUUAUGUGGACAUAUCGCAACUAUGGAAUGUUACGUGGACCCAAACAAUGUUUUAUGCAAAGUCUCUGUUGACAGAGAACUGGAGUGUCGACACACAGCACAGUUAAAUUGUCAUGUUGAUCCAAAUCGCCACGAGUGUGCUAUAGUCCUGACAGAAACAAGAUCAAAGUGUGGUCAUGAAUUUGAACGCAGGUGUCAUGAUGCCAAUUAUGAGAGGUUAAAUGAGUGUAGAGUUUUGAUUAACGAAAAACGAACCUCGUGUGACCAUUUGAUCGAACGGCAUUGUUUCGACACCACAUAUGAAAUGCGUAUUGAAUGCAGCAUUACCGUAACAAUGAACAGAUCAUCCUGUGGACACGAAUAUCAAAGACAGUGUCAAGACCGUAUGUAUGAGAUGAGUCAUGAAUGCAAUGACAUGGUAACAGAACAGUGGUUAUCUUGUAAACAUUACUACAAAAGACAUUGUUUUGACUCUGACUUUGUCCAGAGGCACACUUGUCAAAAUAAAAUUCGUGACAAAAGAGACGAUUGUGGUCAUACAUAUGAAAGAAAUUGUUCAGAUACGAAUUAUCAACAUGAACACAAAUGCAGCGUCUACGUUGAGAAAAAAGUCCCACGGUGUGACCAUAAAGUAAAGCUUCCAUGCCACCAAGAUGUUUCAUCGCAUAAAUGUAGAGAAAUCGUUACAAAAGAUUUGGAAUGCAAACAUUACAAUACACACGAAUGUUGCAAUAUUGAUUCAAUCAAAUGUAAUAACAAAUGCAAUAAAAUAUGCAUAAAUGGCCACGUAUGUACAAAUUCAUGUCAUUUCCCCACUUCCUGUGACUGCAUGGAGCUAAUCGAAACAAUUUUAGAGGGCUGUAAACACAAACAAAGUAUCCCAUGUUCAAUCGAUCCUAAAGUCUAUCCUUGUGAAACAAUGGUGAAGAAAGUUCUGAAUAAAUGCCACCAUUCACAGGACAUGGAGUGCCAUACGGACCCCGAAACAGUAAGAUGUAAAUUUGCAGUCCUGAAGUCUUUACCUGAAUGUGGACAUGAGGAAAUGGUUUUAUGUUCAGAAAAUCUUUCAGGCGUAAAAUGUACCAAAGAAGUUGAAAUAAAGUUAGAAAAAUGCGGACAUUCAUUUGGAAUUAAAUGCUGGCAGAAAAGAUAUAUGUCUUUACAAGAAGUUAAAUGUUUCGAGCCUACAAUACACACGCGCUCUGAUUGUGGACAUAUUACUACUAUUCCAUGUUGGGAAAUAUCAAGUCAUAACUUCACUCCUUGUCUGAAAUUAUUAGACACAACACUCUCCUGUGGUCAUGUCAUUAAAAGCGUUUGCAGUAUGGAAGAGGAAAAAAUAUGCGACAAGAAAUGUGAGAAACCAUUGUCAUGUGGACAUUCAUGUCCGGGGCUAUGCCAUGAAUGCGACCAUAAUAAGGAUUGCUCACGCCAGUGUGAAAAGGAAUUUGUGUGUGGCCAUGCCUGUCAAAGUGAAGUUUGUAUGAUGUGCACUCCGUGUCAAAAUUCUUGCUUAUUUGAAUGUUCACAUUCGAAAUGUCCUUCUCAGUGCAUUGAUUCAUGUAAACCCUGCAAAGAAAACUGUUCAUGGGAAUGUGAACAUUAUAAAUGUACAAAGUUAUGCUUUGAAGAAUGCAACCGCCAAAGAUGUUGUAAUAACUGUGAUCGAACUUUGUCUUGUGGUCAUCAAUGUCCUGGAUACUGUGGUGAACCAUGUCCACUGUUUUGUGCUGAUUGUAAACCGGAAAUGUACGUAUUAAAAGAAACUUGUAAAGAUGAAAAAAUUGUAACAUUAGUACAAUGUGGUCACUCCAUUGGCAGUAUUUAUCUUGAUGAGUGUAUGGAUGAAAUGAAAAAUCACUUAGUGUCAAGAUGCCCAUGUUGUAGGGCAAUUAUUACUUUUCAUCCAAGAUAUGAACGAAUUUUGAAAAGGCAAAAAAUGGCACUAGAAGAUGCUAAAUUGAAGAUUCGUAAGGUACGACUUAAUUCACAAACUAUAUAUCCUGCGUGUGAUGCUGAAAUGCUAACAUCAUUUGAACAGUAUACAACAAGUAUUGCAACAUAUCUUCACAUUAUUCGGCAAACACGACGUAAGAAUGAGUUCGAUCAGGAAUUCCAUGACACCGAGAAAUUAGCCGAAUCCAUUCUCAAAGAUAUUGAAACAACCCCGGCAACUUCAUUUAAAACUUGCUUACAAUUGUCAGAGAAAAUAUUCAGUUUGUAUAUCCAAUGGAUAUUGUGCCUUUUUACGACAAAGCCAGAACUAAUGGGCAAAUUUGCUGGUUGGUUUCCUGCACUGAAAAAAUCUACAAGUAAUAUUUUAAACGACUUUCUCCCCGAACAGGUGGAGUCGUUGGAAAAUAUUUUCGAAGAAAAUGAUAGAAUAUCAACCGACACCAAUGGUCAUCGCACAAUGAUAAGCCACGAUAUAGUUGUAAUUGUACGCCUGUUGGAGAAACAUCUAAAUCAGGAACAGAUUACUGAAAUAUUAAGACCUUUUACUGAAGACAUGGAGGGCGAUGGUUACUUGGCAAAUACAAGAAUAUAUCCCCAGUUACAUAAUGUGGUUGGCAUACAUAGCAGUGAUUGGACAAUAUGUCGAAACGGUCAUACUGUAUCAACGAUCUUGGAUUGUUCUUGCAACAUUUGUGAUGGUCCCGAUAAUCAACAAACAGUGUUCCGGUAUGAUGAUGGACAAAAUGUAGUCACACAAGGACUGACAAAGGCAAGAAGCGCUCAGCUUGGAAAAAGCCAGGUGUCAAAUGUUAGAGGUAAAAGAAGUAAUUUUUGUAAAGACAAACCAGCAGAUUUUAGUGAGGAUUUUAGGAAUAUGUAUUCGCGUCCGAGAGUAAGAAAUCCUAUCAGAAACAAAAGUAAUAGUGAAAACUUCCACGGUGUUCGGGGACAAAAUCUUAGAGGUUGUAGUAAGAGUACGGAGAAAGCCAUGCGGGCGAAAACAACAAAUGAGGAUACAAGGAAAUCUUACAAAAAAGACAAAAUGCAUCCACUCCCUUCGUUAAAAUCCGACGACGAAAGAUACCAUAAUGAAGACGGAAAAGAUAAACAUAACCUAAAGGAAAAUAAACAGAGGUUUCCGAACAAGGCACCGGCUACAGGUAGAAAAAAUAAUAAAAGUAGUAGUAAUGGUACUGACAGUGGUGUGAAUGAACAUGCCCCUGGUCAUGCAGACAACAUAGAUGGUAAUGAAAGUCGCGAUAGUAGAAGAGCAGAAUUAAAUAGAGGCGGACAUCGAGAUCAUCAGCAUAACAGAGGAUAUCCAGGUCGUGGACGAGGUCGCGGCGGUAACAUGGGUAAGGGUCGUGGUAGUCUCCCCUGGUAACUAUUAAAAACUAGAAUUUUUACAGAUGGGUACCAUGUUUUAUCACUGUUUAAUGUACCAAACCCAUAUUUUAUCCGUGCAAAAUAUACCAAAUUAUGUGAUAAUAUUUCGUAUUCGUUAAAUUAAUAAACCGUAAUGUGUACAUCUGCAUGUGAAUUUGUAAAUAACUUGUCACGAUACAAAGGGUAAAUGUCAAUGGCUGGAACUAAAUGCUGUGGAUUCAUUCUUAUUUAUGUGAAUUGUUAUUUCUGGAUUUUGUAGAAGAAAAAUCAAUUGACGUAAUAUUGUGUGAGAGAUGAUAGAUUAUCAUUACCGAAACUGUUAUGUAAAAAGACAGUCUAUUCCAAAUAUUUUUGUUUUUAUCAAAGUUAAAUUCCCUUUUUCAACUUUGUGUUUUUUGUUGUUGUUGUUUUUUUUUUUUUUUUGUAUAUGUAUAAAAGCAUUAAACGUG
Molecule: messenger RNA, 6077 nt
Organism: Mytilus californianus (California mussel)
Lineage: Eukaryota; Metazoa; Mollusca; Bivalvia; Mytilida; Mytilidae
Product: NFX1-type zinc finger-containing protein 1-like
Exons: 2
Coding region: 65-5626 (1853 amino acids)
Biological process (GO): regulatory ncRNA-mediated heterochromatin formation
Cellular component (GO): nucleus; nuclear RNA-directed RNA polymerase complex
Molecular function (GO): helicase activity; zinc ion binding
Source: RefSeq, a predicted model, not a curated record